Messenger RNA from Funneliformis geosporum, 289 nucleotides. Lineage: Eukaryota; Fungi; Glomeromycota; Glomeromycetes; Glomerales; Glomeraceae. The record is from the annotation of a GenBank genome assembly.
UUGCCUCCGGAAGCUAGUCAUGUGUCCAAAAUUUCUGAGACGGCCCGUCCUGAAAAAAUCUUGCCCACUUCUGAAGAAAAUUCAGCUGAGGUAAGCAUUCCAACACCACCUAUUCCAUUGGCCCAUGCCUCUAAUUCUUCUGAUAAUUUCAAGGAAGAGGAGUGGUUUGAUGAAGAUACGUUUUUCAAUGAGGCGAAUCCCACUAAAGUGAACACUAUUAUUUCAAACGAUGAUAUGUAUUUUAAUGAGACGAAUGAUGCUAAUACGCACAAUAGCGACUUCAAUUCAU